CAUUACUUAACAAAAAUGUCGGGAGGUAUGAAAGUUCUUAACAGUGAGGACUGCUUGGUAGAAUCAGGAGGAUUUGGAAAAUUUCAGUGGUUAAUACUUCUUUUUGGAGCGAUUGGGCUGCAAGGGGGGAAUUUUUUUGUGUAUAAUAUGUCGUUGUUGCUGAAAAUGCCUGGAUUUGAGUGAAGAAGUGAUGUAAGCAAGCCCUUUGAGAGAUGAGAGAGGGAGAAUAUAUGUAGAGCAGAGCAGAUGAUUGAUAGGAAUCUGUGGAGGACGGAUUUUGAAGGUGGUGGGUUGGACAAUUCUGAGGUAUCUUUUCAUAAUUGGAUGACUGAUCAAGAGUUGUACUGCUUGGAUAGUUACAUGAUUGGUUUAUUUGGCUCUGCUUACUUUCUUGGAUAUGCUUUGAAUGGGAUAAUAAUUAAGCAAGCUGACCGAUUUGGAAGAAAGAAAAUUAUAAUUUUUGGAAGUAUUAUACAAGUGAUAUGCAGCUUUAUCUUAUUUUUCACUACAAACAUUUAUCUGAAGUACGUCACCUUAUUUUUUAUGGGCAUUGGAAUGUGAAAAGCUGUAGUGAUAUAUAUCCUAUGCACUGAAAUGUUUCCUCAAAAGAAUAGGAUGAAAGCUGGAAGCUUUAUCCUGAAUAUAAAAUAUAGCUUUGCUAUGCUGAUUACUUGCUCAUAUUUCUUAUCAGGAGGUAAACAUAUCAACAAUAUAAUGAUUCUGGCAUUAUUUUUUUCUGUUUUAUCCUUGAUCUUAUCGUUUAUUAUUCCAGAUUCUCCUAAAUAUUUUUAUGAAAAGAAAAUGUUCAAAGAACUAAGGUCUACUCUUGAACAAAUAUCUAAAAUUAAUGGAGUAUCUUUUGAUCAGAAAAAUGUUAGAUUUCAAAAUGAGUCAACCAAAGUUAUAUCAAAAAGUAGACAAGAUACAAAACCUUCAGUGAAAGAUGCAGGUAACUCUGAAGCAUCAGAAGAAAAUUAUUCAGUCCUGAAGGAUCUUAAGAACCCUUUGACUGUUCAGAAUUUGAUCUGAAUCGCCACCUGAUUCUCUAUUGUUGGAUUUAACUACUACCUCUUAGGAUAUUACACAAAGUAUAUUAAAGGAAAUAUCUUUUACAAUAUGCUUGCAUCUACCAUUGCCGAUUCAGCAGGAACAUUUCUCCUAGGCUCUGUGCAUAAAUACCUCGGAACCAAGAGAGCAUUCUUGAUGCUAAUAAUUUGUGAAUCAUUAUGCUUCUCUCUUCUUCUCUACUUUAAACAAGGAAUGAUUCUGACUCUUAUCCUAUUCAUGAUCGUUUGAUUGAUGGGAGGGAUAUACCCUCUGAUCUAUAACUUAAUUUCAGAGAUUUUCUCACCUCUGUUCGUGCCCUUUACUUUCUCUAUUUGCAACAUAGCUUCAAGAGGGGUUACAAUACUAGCUCCUCAAAUCGCAGAGCUUAAACCAAGAGAGAUCCCUAUAAUCACCCUGAUUUUUUCCUGAUGAAUUGCAGCAUUUGCUAUGGUGAAUCUGAGGACUGACAGCAAGCUUGAUGUAGCCAAAUCUAAGAAGACUGAUUAAGUGCGUCGUACUUUCAAUCAAAA
Molecule: messenger RNA, 1577 nt
Organism: Moneuplotes crassus
Lineage: Eukaryota; Ciliophora; Spirotrichea; Euplotida; Euplotidae
Source: the annotation of a GenBank genome assembly